Molecule: messenger RNA, 788 nt
Organism: Hibiscus syriacus
Lineage: Eukaryota; Viridiplantae; Streptophyta; Magnoliopsida; Malvales; Malvaceae
Exons: 1
Coding region: 128-787 (219 amino acids)
Source: RefSeq, a predicted model, not a curated record
CACCCUCACGAACACCACAAAGAAAAGUAUAAAGAAAAGAGGGAACCAAACAGCAACUGCAGGAAAGUGCAAAAGUUUUCUCAAGAAAACUGGCGAUAUACAGAAAGCGAGACCUUCACUGAAAAUAAUGGCGUUUUACGAAGACGAAGAACAGGUAUGGAAGUGUCCGAGGCAUCCUUCGAAGCGCCGCCGUACUGGUAUCUGUCCUGUUUGUCUCCGGGACAAACUCGCUUCUCUGUGCCCCGACUGCGCCCACGCGCGUCCUUGCGCAUGCAUCACAACCCCUUCUUCUUCCUCAUCAUCCUCCUUCUCUCGAUUCUCAAUCGCGGCGUCGGGAAACAUCUCAAGUGUCGGCGCUGUCGGGAGAGUGUCUAAUCUUAUUGAAAGCGAGCCCGCGUUUCGACGAUCCAGAUCCCUCGCGAUUCCGUUUCUCAGAUCGAAACAUGAGAAUUUGAGCGAAAGAAACGAUUUAGCGGGCAGCAAGAGCAAGACGCCGUCGUUUUGGUCGAUAUUUAGAGGUAGUAAUAAGAGCAGGCGAUACGAGAGUGAAGAUCAUCAAAGGCGGCACGGGGAGACAGAGAGGACGGAGGCGGACGAAGAACGGAGGAAGAUGAUGAGAAAGUCAAGGUCGGUGGCUGUGACGUCACAUUCGGGUAUAGGAGAUUUGAAAUCGUCGCCGUCUACGAAGGGGAAGGGGUGGUAUUUCCCGAGUCCAAUGAAGGUUUUCAGGCAGACCAGGGUUUCCAAAUUAGUUUUCCAAGAACGUUCUCCGUUGUACAGAGGUUGAU